AACAUAAUUUUUAUCUCAACUUAGCUAAUUUAAAAGUAGUUAGUCUCGAAAAUAACCAAAUGAACUCAUAGGGUAAUAAUACCCACAACCAUCAAAACAAAUGAAAAUAGAGUCGGAUCUAAUUCCUAUCAAAAUUGAACCAAUUCAAAGUUCAAAGAUUAGUUAUAUCAUCUGGAGAACAAAAAGAGAAGUUCAUAUACUUUACAAGAAAAGAGAAGAGUAUAUAUACAAAAGAGAGUUUCUCAACAAGACGGUCACUGCAACUCAAAUCUCCAAAAAUGGCGAAGGCAAUGGUAAUUCCCCGCAUGUCUCUCUUCUUCCUUCGCUCCAAAUCCAUCUCUUCAUUAUUCUCUCAACCUCCCACCACUAUCUUCUUCCUCCCCUCAAACCUCAAUUUCCCUUCCCUUCACUUUUUCUCUACAACUUCAACCCCAUACCCACUUCAGUACGAUAUGAUUAUAUCCCGCCCUGCUACCCCACCUUCACCAGUCCUCAAAUCCCGCCGACAACGCUUCCUUCCCAAUUCAAAUACUCACUCCCAACCCGAAUCCGAACCCGGUUCGGAACUUGGGUUCGACGAUUGGGUAGAUAGAAAAUUGAGUUCGAAGUUGUCUGGACCGGAGAGUGAACAGAACGCUUCGAGUAAUGAGAAAAUGGAUAAAGGGAAAAGGAAGUAUUAUAAUAAGAGAAGGAAAAGAAUGUUUGGUGGGUCGGAUUCGGAGGAGGAGGAGAAUAAAAGGGAUAAGGAUAAUGAGCUUGUUGAGUUGAAGCAGGAAGUUGUUGAGCUACGUACAUUGCACAAGAAGGAAGAAGAGUUGUAUUUUUAUGACAAUUUUGCUUAUCCUUGGGAGAAAGAUAAGCAUUAUAAGAUGGUGUAUCAAUUGGAGAAGAAGUAUUUUCCUGAUCAGUGUUUUGAUAAGGCUUUUCUUGAACCCGGGGAGUCGAAUGAGGAUGUAAAGAGGAGUGGAAAGAAGUUGGGGAAGAGGGAAAAUGUAAUAGCAAGAGCUAGUGAUGGUAAAAAUUUGAUCUUUUUCGACGAGGAAGAAAAAGACGCGAGUGGUGAAACUAAGGCGGAAGUUAAAGUGGAUGUAUCGGAAAAGAAAGUGGAGGAGUUCUUCAAGUGUUUGAAGAAAGUUCCAAAUAAGGAAAAUGGUGUUGUCAGUGCCGAGCCGUUUCUAGCGACAAGGAAUACAGGGCUUCCUCCUAAAUGGGAUAGUCCCGGUGGGACAGUGUUAUUAGUUAACAAACCAAAAGGUUGGACUUCUUUCACCGUUUGUGGAAAGUUGCGUCGCCUAACAAAAGUGAAAAAGGUUGGCCAUGCUGGAACACUUGAUCCUAUGGCAACUGGCUUAUUGAUUGUAUGUGUUGGUAAAGCUACAAAGAUUGUUGACAGCUAUCAGGGUAUGAUGAAGGGGUACAGUGGAAUCUUCCGUUUGGGCGAAGCCACCUCUACCUGGGAUGCAGAUUCCCCGGUUAUUCAACGAGAGCCAUGGGAGCAUAUCAAGGAUGAGGAUAUAAAGAAAACGGCAGCAUCCUUUUUUGGAGAGAUAUGGCAAGUCCCUCCGUUGUUCUCAGCAAUCAAAGUUGGUGGCGAAAAGAUGUAUGAUAAAGCAAGAAGAGGAGAAAGCAUCGAACUGGCUCCGAGGAGAAUUUCAAUUUUCGAAUUUGAUGUGAAGCGGAGUUUAGAUGACAGACAGAAUGUGAUUUUCCGUGUAAGGUGCUCAAAAGGUACCUAUGUCCGAUCACUGUGUGCAGACGUCGGGAAAGCUCUUGGCAGUUGUGCUCACUUGACAGCUCUGCGACGAGAUUCAAUUGGAGAGUAUGCAGCGGAUGAUGCUUGGGAAUAUCCAGAAUUAGAAGAGGCAAUCACCAAAGGAUAUUUGUAAGCUUUCUUGAGAUUCCAUGAGGCAGAGUUAUCCGGCACAUGUGCUGGUGGGAGGCUGCAGGUAUCAGCGGAACAGUCGAGGUGCCUACAAGCUGGCCUGGACACCACCAUUACAGCAAAAAAUUUCUUGGAAAUUCCAACAUUUUUGGUGGCAAUUGGAGAUCUAUACAUAUUUAUCUUCUAUCUAGCUACCUCAACAAAGGGAUAAUAGUAUUCUCCUCCACAUUCCUUUUCUGCUUCGUUUCUGUUGUGUUAGAACCUUUAUAAGAUAUAUAAUAGGAUGAAUUGUAAUAUAUCUUUAUAUUUCAGCCCUUGCUGAUAUCAACUAGACUAGUUGUUAUUAAUUCAAUCUUUACUAUGCAA
This is a messenger RNA of Capsicum annuum, 2248 nucleotides long. RefSeq lists its product as uncharacterized. NCBI's taxonomy places the organism in Eukaryota, Viridiplantae, Streptophyta, Magnoliopsida, Solanales, Solanaceae. The transcript is spliced from 9 exons. The record is from RefSeq and is a predicted model, not a curated record. Gene Ontology annotation, cellular component: mitochondrion. Gene Ontology annotation, molecular function: pseudouridine synthase activity; RNA binding. Bases 279 to 1886 code for a protein of 535 amino acids. Gene Ontology annotation, biological process: mRNA pseudouridine synthesis; tRNA modification.